Planococcus citri (citrus mealybug) is the source of this 3095-nucleotide messenger RNA. RefSeq lists its product as uncharacterized. NCBI's taxonomy places the organism in Eukaryota, Metazoa, Arthropoda, Insecta, Hemiptera, Pseudococcidae. The transcript has 27 exons. The record is from RefSeq and is a predicted model, not a curated record. Bases 557 to 2731 code for a protein of 724 amino acids.
UAGGGGGGGGGGCUUCGAGCCUACAAAUGUGGUAUUUUUUUUUCAUUGUUUGAAUUUUCAAAUUUUCAUUUUAUUUCUCAAAAUUUUGUUUUCGCUUUUUGAGUAGUUUUACGUGCAUGGUUUUGAAAUGGAAUUUUGCAAAUCGGACAAAAAAAGAGCACAUUUUCGGUCACUGAAUUCGAAUCUAGUGCCUUCUCUUGCCAGUUUCACGUUUCAGUUGCUCACACAUUAUACUUAGGUACGAAUUAGGCUAUAGAAUUUCAAAUUGCGACUUUCAUUCAGCCAGAGCUAAAUUUUGCGAUACCUAUCAAUAAUAAUUUGUAACUGAUUUGUAGAUCUAGGUACCUACGUAUGGUAUUUUUGUUGUAGAUUGAUACUCAUAAAUCAAAUUUACGUAAGCACGAGUCACGCUCGAAGAUGCUACGUCAACGCGUGUGUUCUUCUUUAAUAAAACGAGCUGUCAGUCGCGUUCUACAUUCGAUACACUGAUCAGACACAGGCAAAAGAAAACAUAGGAUUGAAAUUCAGUCAAGUUUUAGCGUUAUGGUGCAUCGAUAUGAAAAAAAUUACAUUCUAUUUCAUCGUAUUCGGUUAUAUCACAUCAUUGGUGACUUGCUUAAAAGUGGUUGAAAUAAUUGACGAUGUGUUGCCCACUCCUGUCAGUCGGUUCUUGGAAGGGCUAAAGGAAGACACAGUGAAUGCGUGGAAAGAUGGUGCAGAAGCUGUUAAGAAAAUGAUAUCUGAUAAAGUGGUUCCUAUCAGUCAACUUCCAUUGUAUUACUAUCGUGCUGAAAACAAAGUGUAUACUCUUACAGAACUGAAACGUCAUGGUAAAGAAUUUAUGCGAGGGUCAGUAAUGCCUGGAACUCAUCUGGAGAAUUUAGCUCAAGUUUAUGGUUUUUAUGAUAUGAUCGACGUGAAGCACGUAGUAUGCGAAUUUUUUUAUAAUGCAGCGGAAAUCGUAUUUUAUCGUGGAAGGGAUAAUUUCAGUGAAGAUAUUUUGGAGGAAGUUGAAAAAUUAGGAGUUCUAAAGCCUGAAGACAUAAAACCAUUGGUCGAAUUGGGAUUCGACAAAAAAGGACAAGCUUUGAGCACAUGGUACUGGGUUGAAGAAUACGAAGAAUUUGUUCCUUUGAUGGGCGAACUAUUAGGAAAAGAAGGUGAAGGAAAAGGGUACAGGAUUCUAUCAAAAGAGAAGGUGGCCAUUAAAGAAAAAUAUAUGAAAUUGACGAAUGAUAUCGCGACUUUGGUGUGGCAUUUAUUUUACGCCUACGAAGAAGAAUACUCGCCUAGAGAAAACAUAGUUCAUCGACAAUUGAAGAGAGAGCAAAUUGAAGGUCAUUUAAUGGGGAAUAUAUUCGUCUUCAGUAUGCUUAAUGACACAGUAUCAUUUCAUAAAGUUAGAGAUAUAUACCUGGGAAAAGAGAAACUUAAAACAGGACCGUUGAAAAAACAAAUUAAAAAAUUUAUUAUCGGAAUUGGUGAAAUUUAUACGGAAGGUACAGUUAAGCCAUUCGAAGAGAAGACAUUAAUACAAAAGCUUGUUCAGUACAUACUGCGUAAAGUUGGACUGGUGGAGUACAAAGGAGAUUUAUUUGAGUUAUACAGAUUCAAAAUGGAAGUACUCGUCACGUUGUCGAAAAUGUUAGAGAGAUCUGACCUUAACGAAGAGAAGGCUAAACAAAUAAUAGAAUUAAGUAUGAACAACUGGAGAACAGUAUUUUACUUGCAAGUUUCCGGUACAAUGACGUCUACAAAACCAGCCCCUGACUUUUACCACCAUCAUGAAACCGUAGAAGACCUAAACUCACACGAAACAUCAGAUUCAGAUACGGUCGAAAGAGACCGAUCUCAACCCAAAAAUGUCGAAGUUAUCAAGGCCAAAACUCCCGAUAACUCCGCAGAUGGAGAUGUCAGCCAAUUCGACGAUUCUGCGAUCGCUGACCUUAGCGAGCUGGGUGCUAAACCUUUGACCGAGAAAGAUAAUAUCGCAAAAAUUUUGGAAGAUAAAAAUCCAUUUAUGGAUUUACUUAAAAGAAGUCUUUCAAUGGUUGACUUAGACAUGAAGAAAAUACGAGAAGAGCUCAUCUACACGUUUCAAAUAAUUUGCGAAUAUUAUUUAUUCCUGAGCGAAGAUGAUUGCGCUUUUAUCAAACAUGCAAUAAAAAAUAUUAACACAUAUGUAUUGAAAAAAGACAAAAAAGAUAAAAAAGAUAAAAAAGAUGAAAAAGAUAGAGUUGAAAGAAUAGCUAGCAGAAAAUAUUGUACUGAACAUGACGACAAAUGUGAUAAAAUUGAAACUACAAGUUUCAAAUUGUUCAUACGAAAAAUGACUGAAAUACAAGGAGUUUCUAUGGCGAUUGUUGAGUACCUUAUUUUGCUGUGUGAAAAAAAGAAAUCACUUGAAAAGAAAACGGAUAAACGAAAGAGAAGACUGAGAAAGGAUCUUAAAAUUAUGUUUAAAAACUACUAUUUCUUACGUAUUUUCGUGACGAAAGAAUACAGGAAAGCAUUGACCGAUUACGCUAGUGGAAUAAAAGACUCUAAUAUUGCUAAAUUAGCUAUUGAAAGAGUAAAACAAAUAAAGAACGGUGUACAACUGAUGACCAAGAAACCUCCCAAGAUGGAUAUCCGUGACAUGGAUAACAUUCUAAUAACGGAUAAUUCGAAUAAAAGAAAGAGAAAAGAAGCUAAAACUGGCCUUGAUUCCUCAAAAAAACAAAAGUUUUGAAAAAUAUGGAUUCUUCGGUUCUUUCGAACACUUGAGAUAGGCACUUCGUUAUACCUACUUCGUGGAUCAGAUUGUUAAAACAGAUACGUAUACUAAUAAAAAGAACCUAGUCGAAAUAAUUUAUUUUUUUCUGAUCGAAUCAAAUUAAUGAUACAAAUAUUUGCAGUUGGUUAAUCUUGUGAUGACAUCUAAUAGUAUAUUAUGCAACUAGGGUAUAGACACUGGACCUGCGUAUAAGACAACCAACUGGCAGCCAUCUUGGCAAAAAAACCUGAGUAACGCCAAUUUAUCCCGCUGGGUGAUCUUGGCAGCGCUGUACUUCAAUUUUGCAGGCAACAGGGAAGAGGGAGGGUUGUGUAGUCCG